This is a messenger RNA of Betta splendens (Siamese fighting fish), 1173 nucleotides long. RefSeq names its product BLOC-1 related complex subunit 8 (gene borcs8). Gene Ontology annotation, cellular component: BORC complex. Lineage: Eukaryota; Metazoa; Chordata; Actinopteri; Anabantiformes; Osphronemidae. Bases 107 to 496 code for a protein of 129 amino acids. The record is from RefSeq and is a predicted model, not a curated record. The transcript has 6 exons.
CAUGACACGCGCCACACGGAAGAAGCAGGAAUCAGCUGACGCAGCUUAAAGUUGCGGCUCCGCUGUGUUGUUAUCCAUUUGUGCCUGUCAUACGGCGACGAACGCGAUGGAGGACCAGGAGAUGCAGCUGAAGGUCAGACGAGUGUCUGACAAAUUCACGGAGAGCAUGUACGUGCUGGCUAACGAGCCUUCAGUGGCGCUUUACAGGCUGCAGGAGCACGUCAGAAGGUCGCUGCCAGAGCUGGCGCAGCACAAGACAGACAUGCAGAGCUGGGAGGAGCAGAGCCAAGGGGCCAUCUACACAGUGGAAUAUGCUUGUAGUGCUGUGAAGAGCAUGACGAACAGCACCGUGUAUUUCAAAAACGUGGACAGCCUCCUUCGGCAAGCCAUCAGCAUGAAGGAACAGAUAAACAGCUCUCAAGGACGCAGCUUACACGAUGUGACCCCUUCUCCCAGCCCCCUUGUCUCUGCUCCUCAUGCUCCUCAUGACAUCUGAACAGGUAUCCAAGGAAAAGGACCACGGACGCCAGCGCGCUAAAGGACGGGGGAGAGAAGCACGCCUCCGGGAUGUGACGUGGGCUGCUGCUGCUGCUGUCUUUGUAGUCCUUCGCCCCGCUUCCUGUUAUUGUGGCUGGAGUGGGGGUCAUGAGGACGACCACUCCUCUUCACAAUGGAGUGACUGCCGCCAGUGAUCCCCAGUACAAGCCGCUCAGUGGAACACAGAGCCGCGGCGCUGCCAGCUUCAGCAUUAAAAACACUUGAGCCGUGGCAGUCGCUCAAAGAAUGCAUUGUUCUCCUGGACUCGCUGGACGCACCAGAAAGCGGCACACGGUUGUUUUUGCCUUCUCUGCAGCGCCAGUGAUUUGACACUCGGCAUUCGAAUUACACAAACUUGCCACAAAAUACCCAAAAGUGUGCUUUGGGCAAUAACGGGCGUCUGGCUUUAAAUGGGUACAUUCACAUUCUUGAAAAAUACAAGCUGCUUUCCAUCACAUUUCCAUUUUUUUUAGUCUUACCUGCUAAGUAGACAGAAACCCCGAGGCAAAACAGUCCAAUAGCCACAUGUCGCACACCCCUGCUGUCCAGAAGAAACCAGUCUGCUCUGUGGAACCAGACACCAUCUGUUUAACGCCUUGUUUUAUUCUUUUAAAUAAAUGACAACUUCUGUUUCAA